Epithele typhae is the source of this 4383-nucleotide messenger RNA. RefSeq names its product P-type ATPase. Gene Ontology annotation, molecular function: ATPase-coupled monoatomic cation transmembrane transporter activity; P-type ion transporter activity; ATP binding. Gene Ontology annotation, cellular component: membrane. Gene Ontology annotation, biological process: intracellular calcium ion homeostasis. Lineage: Eukaryota; Fungi; Basidiomycota; Agaricomycetes; Polyporales; Epitheliaceae. The coding region runs from base 1 to 4383 and encodes 1460 amino acids. The transcript has 18 exons. The record is from RefSeq and is a predicted model, not a curated record.
AUGGCAGAGGCAUCUCCAUCCAGCGGCAGCGGAGGAUAUGACUACACCGAAGGCGCGUCACCUCUAGAUAUCCAACAAGCAAUUUCGGACGCCAACCGUUCGCGACGCGACUCUCGCUAUGGAGACGACGGCGGCGACAAUAUGUUCGACGGGCCAGGUCACUCCGUCAUUCCAAGUAGUGUCUCCCGCAUGACGCUCCGGGACCAUCACCGACGAAGCAGCGGCUUCUCUCGAGCCUCGUUGAGCCGCAGACGCAGCGACGACGCAACCAGUCAAGACGGUCGGCGCAGCAGAAGGAUGAGUGGGGACGGCGCCUCUGUGGAUGGGGACCGGAGGAGCAAUGGGGGAUGGUCAGAGCAAGAGGACUUGUCGGGCGAGGAGGACACGACCGAGGACUUGAGUAGAAGCUGGCGUGGUCGCCGUCGCCGCCAGUCUCCCUCCCCACCGGCUGCACGGAGCAACGUCUUCGAAAACCUCGCUAGCAUUUUCGGGCGCGGGGCCCCUACCACGGAGUCUCCGCCGCGGAGUCGCCGCACAUCCAUGUCCAGUCGAGUCUCGCGGUCUCGCCUACUUCGUCGACAUAGCAGUCGGAGGUCGGAGGCGAGCUCGGACUACGCGGUGGAUGACAUGUCGGAUGAAGGCGACGAGCGGUGGGGAUACUCGUCGAAUGAGGAGGACGAGGAUGAGGACGAAGCGGACAUCGCCAGUCUCGCGCCGUCCGGGAGCGAGGUCGCAUUCGACUCGCCGCCGCCGUCACCGGGACCCGGUCUACCGUUCUUGGCGGGCGACCCAGUGUUUGGUUCGGAGGCCAGGAUAGAGAUGGGCGAGCUCGAGCCUUUACCCCCACCUCCGUCUGGACCGCCAAGCCGGCAAACGCUGUACAUUGAGGACGAAGAUGCACACAUACGCAUGAUUGGGUACGAGCAAAUCCCGUGGAAGCAGUGGACGUGGUGGUUAUGCUGUACGUGCACCUUCGGGGUACUUGCUUUGCUUGGCCGUUGGUUCCCCAAGCUCUGGCUUCGAUGGGUUACGCGAGAACGCGCAUUUAUCGACAUGAAGCGUGGCUUUGUAGUCGUUGAGACUGCAUACAGAGACAUCGCACUCUUCCCCAUUGGUCGCCUUGAAUAUCCCUACUCCUUCUCCACGGUGUUCUCCUCCAAUCCAGACCCUUCCCAGCUCCUUCCGAAGUACACACCAGGUCUUGUCAUGGGCGUCCUUAUGUACGUCGACUAUCGAUACAACAGGUUCGCCCUUGACCCACGGACAGGGCUGUUCGGCAUGAUCAAAGAUUGGAGAGAUGCAUCAUGGCAAGGGAUUCUCAGCGUACAAAACGGUGUUUCCAGUGAUGUCAAGACGCAACGCUUGAAGUUGUUCGGCUCCAAUCUUAUUGAUAUAGAAGGAAAGUCUACGGGUACACUGCUGAUUGACGAGGUCAUCCAUCCGUUUUACGUCUUCCAAAUCGCCAGCAUAUUAUUGUGGUCAUUAGAUGACUACUACUAUUACGCAUUUUGCAUCGCACUCAUCUCUGCUGUUACAAUCGUCACAACACUCAUUGAGACCAAGCAGACGAUCGCACGCAUGAGGGAGAUGUCGAAGUUCAUGUGUCCUGUCAAGGUGUACCGUGAUGGCUCAUGGAUAUUUUGCGACUCAUCGGAGCUUGUGACGGGAGACGUCGUUAAUCUUCUCGACCCACCCUUGAAUACAAUCCCAGCGGACAUGUUUCUCCUAUCGGGAGAUGCCAUCGUCAAUGAAAGUAUGCUCACAGGUGAAAGUGUACCCGUCAGCAAGAUACCUAUCAAAGGUGACGACCUCGCCCGAUGGAAGGACACCGUGGAUAUAUCCGGGGACAUGGCGAAGAGCUUCCUGUACUCUGGAACACGUGUUGUACGAAUCCGUGCUGGGUUAGCCACUGACGGGCGUCCAAGUGCACCAGCCCUAGCUCUUGUUGUACGCACUGGUUUCUACACGACCAAGGGCGCAUUGGUCCGUUCCAUGCUCUAUCCCAAACCUACGGGCUUCAAAUUUUAUCGGGACUCCAUGCGAUUCAUCGGAGUCCUUGCGGCUGUUGCCGGCCUUGGCUUCUGUGCGAGUGCCGUUCAGUUUGUCAGACUGGGUGUUCGCUGGCAUACCAUUGUGAUCCGUGCAUUGGAUCUCAUCACCGUUGUUGUUCCCCCAGCACUUCCCGCGACCCUCUCAAUUGGCACCAGCUUCGCCAUCACACGGCUGCGCAAGCUCGGCAUCUUCUGCAUCUCGCCCUCGCGCGUCAACGUUGCUGGUCAGAUCAACGUCUGUUGUUUCGACAAAACCGGCACCCUCACCGAAGACGGACUGGACAUUCUCGGCGUGCGCGGGCCUGAGCGGCACGCGGAUCGCUUUGGGGAGCUCCUCGAGGACAUUCACGACCUACCCGCGCCCCGCGAGAAAGCGAACUUCUUGCACGCCCUCGCUACCUGUCACUCGCUCAAGAUGGUCGACGGAGAGACGAUCGGGGACCCGCUCGACGUGAAGAUGUUCGAGUUUACCAAGUGGACGCUCGAGGAAGGCCAUGUUGCAGGCACUGGGGUUGUCAAGAAUAAGGUAGGCGGGGAUCGUCCAGCGGCGCUUGUGCAGACGGUGGUUCGCCCCCCUGGAAGUGCACAGUUUCGGGUCGAAGAUGCGCUCAAAGGCGCGGGCAGGCACGCGCAUUUCUUGGAACUUGGCGUCAUCCGGACGUUUGAGUUCGUUUCCGCGCUUCGCCGGAUGAGCGUUGUCGUGAAACGGCUGAAGAGCACAAGUAUGGAGGUCUACGUUAAGGGCGCGCCCGAAGUGAUGGCGGAAAUCUGCGACAAGAGCACCUUCCCCCAAGACUACGACGACCUGCUGUCCUACUAUACCAAACGCGGAUACCGAGUGAUUGCUAUGGCCGGCAAGAGUAUUGAGGGUCUUUCAUGGCUCAAGGCUCAGAAACUCAAGCGAGAACAAGCGGAAUCCAAUUUGCAGUUCCUAGGGCUAGUGAUCUUCGAGAAUAAGCUCAAGUCUGGGACGACUCCCGCCAUUCAAACGCUCAGGGCCGCGCACUUCGCGUGCAGGAUGAUCACUGGAGACAACCCCCUCACCGCUGUCAGCGUGGCGCGCGAGUGCGGUCUCAUCAACCCCGCCGUGCAGGUUUUCACUCCAACGUUUGUUCGAGGCGGUCCGUCAUCCGGCUUGUCGAAGUUGGAGUGGUCGAGUAUGGACGAGCCGACGUGGAAGCUCGACGACUACAGUCUCAAACCACAGCUCCCUCCCACGAAUCGUCUCGUCGAUCAAGAAGAGCUCGAGGGACAAGAUUAUACGCUCGCCGUGACCGGCGAUGUCUUCCGGUGGAUCAUCAAUCAUGCACCGCUCGAAACGAUGCAGCGUAUGCUCGUGAAGACGCAAAUCUAUGCGCGCAUGUCUCCGGACGAGAAGAACGAGGUCGUCGAACGGCUACAAGGCUUGGGAUACGUCGUCUUGAUGUGUGGUGACGGUGCAAACGACUGUGCUGCUCUCAAGGCCGCGGACGUCGGCCUGUCGCUGUCAGAAGCCGAGGCGUCCGUCGCCGCUCCUUUCACGAGCCGGACACCAGACAUUAGCUGUGUCCUCGAGGUCAUCAAAGAAGGUCGGGCAGCGUUGGUGACAUCCUUCAGCUGUUUCAAGUACAUGGCACUGUACUCUCUUAUUCAAUUUACCACGAUCACGUUGCUCUAUUCGUUUGCAUCCUCGUUGGGGGAUUUCCAGUUUCUGUACAUCGACCUCUUCAUCAUCAUCCCGAUCGCAGUGACCAUGGGACGCACGCUUCCGUUCCCGAAGAUCCAUCCAAAGAGACCUACCGCAAGCCUGGUGUCAAAGAAGGUGCUCGCUAGUCUCGUCGGUCAGAUUGUCAUCACAUCUGCCAUCCAGUUCUGGGCCUUCUUUUGGGUCCGUUCCCAAGAGUGGUACGCCGCACCGGCGCCCAAGGAUCCAAAUGAGGUCGACGACAAGCUCUCGGCACGCAACUAUGAAAACUCGGCACUAUUUUUGGUGUCGUGUUUCCAAUAUAUCCUCGUGGCCGCGGUGUUCAGCAUUGGCCCUCCUUACAGGAAGCAGAUGUGGACAAACGGCUGGUUCAUGCUGUCAAUGAUCUGCCUCUGUCUGUUCAACCUGCUUGUCAUGCUGAGCCCGCCCGCGUCCGUCGUCCAGUGGCUAGACUUGAUUUCGCUGCCUGUGAUGGCCCGCGCGGCACUGCUGCUGGCAGUGGCCGUGAACGUGACAGCGUCGCUGCUGUUCGAGCACUACGGCACGCAGGCAGUUUCGCGGGCCAUUGGGGCACUCUUAGAGCUGCGUCGUCGGCAGCGGGUGCGCGAUGGCAAAAUCUACAAGGCGGUGGAGGGCGGGAUGCGCUGA